Bolinopsis microptera is the source of this 924-nucleotide messenger RNA. RefSeq lists its product as uncharacterized. The transcript is spliced from 4 exons. The record is from RefSeq and is a predicted model, not a curated record. The coding region runs from base 29 to 694 and encodes 221 amino acids. Gene Ontology annotation, molecular function: SUMO ligase activity; zinc ion binding. Lineage: Eukaryota; Metazoa; Ctenophora; Tentaculata; Lobata; Bolinopsidae. Gene Ontology annotation, biological process: protein sumoylation; double-strand break repair via homologous recombination. Gene Ontology annotation, cellular component: Smc5-Smc6 complex; nucleus.
ACAAAUCUAUUACAUUUAUUGAGGAGAAAUGCCCCACAACUACAUUGUAACCCAGCUGCGUCUGCUGGACAGUUCUCACCAAGACGUGGGCAUCAGUAAACUCAACACAAAUCUAGCCAAUCUGAGUAAUCUAAUGAAGGAACUGAGAAAUAAUAAUCUUGAUUUGUCCGAGAUGGAACAACUCUACAAAGAUUUCCAAGGAGUGCAGUACCGGUUAGAAGGGCAGAAAGAAGGGAUAGGACGUGCUAAAUCACAGGCACUCCAGGAGGCGUCCCCUAAAACUGCUAUACAGAACCUGGGUAAACACUACAAGAUGCUCUACAGAAACGCUCUGGAGAAUGAACCUCAGCAUCAGGGAGUAGCACUACCCGCACCACGACAAGCUGCCAGCGCAGAGGACGAAUCAGCGCACGAGCGACAGCUACAAGACGAGCUUGAAUCGGAAGGAGUUGUGGUUGCAAGCGCUAAAGUGUCCCUCGCUUGUCCCAUAUCUCAGACACGCAUGGUCCACCCCAUGGUUAACGCGCAGUGCGGUCACACCUACGACAGGACAGCGGUUAACGAGCACAUCAGACGAUGUCGCUCACUUACUGUCAAGUGUCCUGUGGCAGGGUGUGUUGGUUUUGUUAACCAGGCCAAUCUUAGACCUAACAAGAAAAUAGCGGAACUUUUGGCACAGGACAGUGGUAGCUGAACAAGGCUUUUAGUGUCCAUCGUUGUUUUUUUUUAAUGUGCAGAACUAACAAGACCGACAGUUGUUGUUUUAAUAUUUCAAUUAUCUUUUAUUUAUUGUUUACUUUUUUUGAUCAAUUUGGACUUUAUUGGACGAUAUUUUAGGGAUUUCAUCAGAGGGUUCGUUUUAUACCUCGUUUUUAAUUUGGUCAUUUUACAUUUAUUCUAAUUUAAUAUUUACCUUUUUCAUAA